AUGAAGGUCUCUGUCAUCCUCUCUGCUCUGGCUUCCACUGCCCUUGCUGCACCCCUCAGUCUCCCCGGCCUGGAAAAGCUCCCUGUCCUCUCCAACCUGGGCGACCUUCUCGGCAACAAGCUGCCAUCCGUCAGCAACGCCGGUGAUCUCAACAAUGUCCUCGGUGGUAAGCUUGGCGAUCUCGGCGGCGACAGCGGUCUGCCCCUGGGAGAUCUUCUCGGUGGUCUGAAAGACCUCCUCGGAAACCUAGGCGGCGGUGCCACCACCCCUGAGCCUCCCACUCCCACCACCCCCGCUGCCCCUGGUGCAGGCUCCGGACAGAUCCUCCAAGACCUUGCCCCUGAGCUCAACGAUAUCCUCGUCGUGACCGGCCCCAACGUCAAGACCCUCCUCAUCAAGCUCUCUCCCGAAGUCGCUGCCCUCGUUUCCGGUCUCGGCCUCCCCGGUCUCGGUGUUCCCCUCGGUGGUGUUGUUGCCUCUGCUUCUUCCGUUGGUGACCUCGUCACGGCCCUUGGCCCUCAGGUUGAAGGCCUUGUUACCGUUGUUGCCCAGGGCGUUGGCGCUCUCUUGAUCGAGCUUUCUCCCCCGGUUGCUGCUCUUGUUUCUGGCCUUGGACUUCCUGGUGUUGGGGUUCCUCUUGGUACUGUUCUUGCUACUGUUGGAGGUGACCUGUAG
Molecule: messenger RNA, 675 nt
Organism: Aspergillus puulaauensis
Lineage: Eukaryota; Fungi; Ascomycota; Eurotiomycetes; Eurotiales; Aspergillaceae
Exons: 1
Coding region: 1-675 (224 amino acids)
Source: RefSeq, a predicted model, not a curated record